This is a messenger RNA of Caenorhabditis remanei, 2409 nucleotides long. RefSeq lists its product as uncharacterized. The record is from RefSeq and is a predicted model, not a curated record. Gene Ontology annotation, biological process: sodium-independent organic anion transport; transmembrane transport. NCBI's taxonomy places the organism in Eukaryota, Metazoa, Nematoda, Chromadorea, Rhabditida, Rhabditidae. The transcript is spliced from 10 exons. Bases 1 to 2409 code for a protein of 802 amino acids. Gene Ontology annotation, molecular function: protein binding. Gene Ontology annotation, cellular component: membrane.
AUGGGUGACCGAAGCGUCGACGAAGCAACAGUCGGUUGCUCAGACGAUGCAGAAACACGCUCAUGUCCCGGUGAUUUGCGAUCAGAUCAUUCAUCAAAACCAACGAGGAGUAAAUGGAGCCACAUGCGACAAGCGUCCCAAGGAGUACCACCCCGACAUAUGGAAAAGGCUCUCCGAAGGAAAGAAUUCCAAUUGCCACCUCAACAACACGAAAUUAUCGAACGAGAAAUGACGGUUCUCACUGAAGAAUCUCAAUGUGGAAUUGGCAAGUACCGACCGCGAUGGUUACAAUGGCUUGGAAAACAGUUUCCGAUGAUUGUCUUGCUCUGUGUAUACUGUAGUAUACAGGGUCUGAUUGUCAACGGCUUGGUUCCAUCUGCCAUUUCCUCAAUAGAACGACGUUUCAAGUUCAGUACAAGUCACAUGGGAAGAAUUGUGCAGUUCUACGAUUUUGGCUACGUGCUGUUCUGCAUCCCUGUGUCUUAUUUCGGAGGUCGUCACAGUAAACCGGCAGUUCUAGCCGCCGGACUUGCCUGCAUGGCAUUAGGAUCUCUAAUCUUUUCUCUUCCCCAUGUCAUGUCAGAUUCGUACUCAGCUUCCCAAUCCAAUAUGUCCUACGGCACAUGUUCAAUUGAAAGUUUCCUUCAAAAUGACAUGACGUCACCAAAAGCCUUGGCUCAAACCGCAUGCCAAAGUGAAAGAGAGAUUCAACAUGCGGCAACAAACUUCUACUUCUACCUGUUCUGCUUCGCUCAUUUCCUUCAUGGUAUUGGUGCAACUCCACUGUUCACAAUCGGUGUCUCCUACAUCGAUGAGAAUGUGGGAACUGCUAAAUCAUCUCUCUUCGUUGGAAUUUUCUAUUCAUUUGCUGUUUUCGGACCAGCUAUCGGAUUUCUUGGCGCAUCAGUAUCCUUACAAUACCAUACUGAUUUUUGGCAUCUGCCACCAGAGCAGAUUUUGAAAGUUUCUUCAGGAGAGACUGAUCCGACAUGGGUUGGAGCAUGGUGGUUGUCAUUUAUAGUGGCUUCAUUCGUUGGAUUUGUGGCUGUUGUCCCACUUGCUUCACUUCCUAAAGUACUCCCAGCAUCAUUGAAGUUCCAUCGCACUCGUCUUCACGAUGCUGCAGUGGCAAACCGACGCAGGACCCCAGAAUGUUGUGGAAUGCCAGGUUCAAAUAAGACUGCUGCAAUCAAUAGUGAUGCUCCACUACCAGAACAAGCUUCGUUGCUUUACUCUUCAAUCCCAGCACGUGGAAGUGGACCACUGUGGUACAAAAUUUGGCUGGAUGUCCGCCAUAUCCCAAUUGCCAUCUACCGUAUCUUGACUAACUGGCUGUUCAUGAUCAUUACUUUAGCUAUGGCAAUUGAUAGUUUGGUUGUCACUGGAGCCUCUUCGUUCAUGUCCAAAUAUCUUGAGAGACAGUUCAGCGUACGUCCAAGCAAAGCCAACUUGUUGAUUGGUUGUGUGAUGGUUCCAAUGGCCGGAUUAGGAUGUAUGGUUACUGGAGGAAUAGUGAAUCACUUCCGAUUGAAUAGCAGCAAGAUGCUCAAGUUUGCAAUUGGCCUCAUUUUCCUUUCUCUUCUCUUCUCUCCAAUGUAUUUGAUCUAUUGUCCACAUGCUCCACUAGUAGGAGUUGAUUCCGAGUACCCAGAAUUCGAUGGAUCCAUUCCUGACUACCACAAUGAAACCUAUAGCAAAGACCCUGAACUUGUGAAUACAUGCAACAAACAAUGCACAUGUGACCCAUCGGAAUAUAGACCGGUGUGUGCCGAAUUGGAUGAUGGUCGACAGUUUACUUACUAUUCUCCGUGUUAUGCAGGAUGUACUGAGUCGUAUUCGGCUUCCCUGAAGGAGUACACCCAGUGUACCUGCGUUCCAAAUAACACGAAAAACCAUCCAAGGAUUGUCAAAAAAGGAGUAUGCGAACCACAGUGUACUGAACUAUUAUGGUUCCUCUUGCUGUUUGCACCACUCUCUUUCUGUACCUUCGCCGUUGCCGUACCUAUCAUCUCAGUCAUUCUGAGAACAGUUGACUAUAAUGAGAGGUCAUUUGCCCUGGGUAUUCAGUGGAUCAUGAUCAGAGUGAUUGGAACCAUCCCAGCUCCAGUGGUGUUUGGAUGGAUGUUCGAUGUCUCUUGCAUCAAAUAUCAAUCUGAUUCUUGUGGAAGCUCGAGCGGUGGAUGCCUAAUGUACUCAAACCAGUAUCUUGCCAAUCUCUUCCUCACUUUCACUAUCAGUGGCCAGAUCAUCACUUUAGCUAUCCUCAUUGUGGUCUUAAUGAUUUUCGGAGCGACGCUUAACGAUGAUGCACAUCUUGGAGCACCUCCAUUAGAACAUCAGUUGGAGGAGGCUAGUCUUGUUGAACGAAAAGAAUUGGAGCCGGAAGAAAAAACAAAUCUUACGCAGUAA